This is a messenger RNA of Symbiodinium sp. CCMP2592, 1083 nucleotides long. The record is from the annotation of a GenBank genome assembly. NCBI's taxonomy places the organism in Eukaryota, Dinophyceae, Suessiales, Symbiodiniaceae.
AUGCCCCGUGCAUUGCUGCAGGCCAUUGAGGGUCAUGUCCUCUUCUUUGGCUCUUCGCACGGUGCACGCCAGCACUGCCUGUUCUUGAGGUGCUGUACGGCCGAGCAGCGAGACUUCGCACGUGUGAGCCUCGCGAGCUCUGAGACUCCUGCCGUGCCCGGCGUGAACGGGAAAGAGCUCAAGUCGGUGGCCGCUCUUUCGCAGAGAGAUACCGUCAUGGACCUGCAAAGAUGUGGCUAUGGGGUCUUCUUCCUGCUGAAGAGGGAUGAGCGCUCCAUGGACGUGAGCAAGCUCUUGAAGAUGGUUGCCCUGAAGCUCUACAAGGCCCGAGCUACCGACCCUGAUGCUUGGCAGUUCCGGCAACAGUUCCCAGCCGCCCUGCCAGGACAAGGUCUUCACACAGAUGUCCUGGACUGCUUGCCUGUUGCUCGCCGGCACAUGGCAGAGUUUGGCCUCGCCGAUCUACUCGCACAGCGCGUGCCAUCCUACCACGAGAAGUCCAAUCUGCAAGACGGUUACAAGAUCGGUGGCUGGGACUGGCGGUACACGCUCGCCAUCGUGUCCACGGCAUGCCUCUUCCAGGUAGCAAUCCUCGGCCGCUUCUACGAGUACUGUGAUCUGCGCUUCGGGAAUGCCACGACUUGGCAAGCUGCCUUGCUGAAGGCUCUGAAGAUGCAGGCAGCCUUCAGCUUCGGAUACUUGCCCCUCGGGGUUCUCCUUUAUGCCUUGUCCAUCUGUUUCGUGUUUCGGAGCUUUGCGGACUCGACUGACAACUGCGGUCCGUCCGCCGUGGCCGGGCUUCCUUGGAACCUGGGGAGCAGCAUCGGUCAGGCCGUGGAGUUGUGGCCAGGAGACUAUCUGCACUCCGCGGUGUUCUGGCCACCAAGCCAGGCAGUGAACUACGUGCUGAUUCAUCGCUGGUCCCCAAACUUUCGUCCGAUCUUUGACGGUGUGAUUGUGCUGUUCUGGAACUUCUUCGUUCUGGCGGGUGGGGCGGAGAGAGAGGCCGUCGGCCCAACGCUCUUCGGCCCUGCACCGGGGCCCACGGACAAGGCACCGGCUCUGGGACCCCAAGCCUACUGA